UUAUGGAUCUUCCAGACGAGCUGUGGCAGCGAGUGAUCCUUGGCGCCGUGGAGCGAUCGCGGUUGGAUUACAGGGAUGUGUGUUUGAUCUCGAUGGCGUGCCGGGCGUUGCGACGCGUGAGUGAAUUGGAUUGCAUUUGGAGGCUGCUUUGGGACCAGGAGCUGGGCAGCAGCAGUAGCAUGACAGAAGGAGAGACAGCGGUGGCGUGGAAGAGGCGAUUUGCAACAAGGUAUGGAAGGAUCAAACUCUCCAGACAGAACGAUUAUAACCGGCGUAUGCUGAGGAUCCAGAGCCAGAUCUUGCUGCUCCAGAGGGAGUCCAAGACUUUGGCACGAGAUUUUGUGCUUGAGAAGAGGAGAGUGGCAUUAGCAAGUAGAGAACUAAUCAGAGCAGACAAUGCAAGGCAAGCCUCGACUGCUCUUCAAAUCUGGCAACCGCAAGCGGUAAGAACUCGACACCAGCAAGUGAUACAGCAGCAGCAAUUGGUGGAUCCAGACAGUCACAGGCACAAUCUCGAAAUGGAGGUUAAAGUUUGCAGGGAACAAAUGCAGAGGCUGCAAAGGAAUCUUAACAGCAAUAGAACGAAGCUUGCAAGGGCCGAAGGAGAACUCCGCUCGUUAAAUUAUCAUCCAACCAAAGAGUGGGAAAAGAACAGAGGGUGUAAAACUUUAUAGCCUGUUCAUUCACUGAAUAAUCAUUCUGUAUCUACAUGUAUUUAUUUCAAACGAAAGCUUUGGUAUAUAUUGCCAAUGUUAAUGCAAUUAAAAUAAGAAA
Molecule: messenger RNA, 774 nt
Organism: Selaginella moellendorffii
Lineage: Eukaryota; Viridiplantae; Streptophyta; Lycopodiopsida; Selaginellales; Selaginellaceae
Product: F-box protein SKIP24-like
Exons: 4
Coding region: 3-674 (223 amino acids)
Molecular function (GO): protein binding
Source: RefSeq, a predicted model, not a curated record